Messenger RNA from Syngnathus typhle (broad-nosed pipefish), 2582 nucleotides. RefSeq names its product tripartite motif containing 55b (gene trim55b). Bases 1159 to 2289 code for a protein of 376 amino acids. The transcript has 8 exons. The record is from RefSeq and is a predicted model, not a curated record. NCBI's taxonomy places the organism in Eukaryota, Metazoa, Chordata, Actinopteri, Syngnathiformes, Syngnathidae. Gene Ontology annotation, molecular function: zinc ion binding.
GGAUCAUUGCACAAGAAAAACAAUACAAACGCAAAUAGCUGAACAAGACGCACACAUUAACGUAACAGCGGAUCAUUGCACAAGAAAAACAAUACAAAUGCAAAUCAGGAGACUGCUGUUAAGUAUUCUACAGACAUUUACUUCCGCUUUUCCUAACAGGGACUCAGCUAAAAUGGUAGAACGAUGUAGUAAUGUUUUCGAUGUAAUGUUCAUGUGACUCAAUAUCGUCCUUUAUUUUCACGUGACUCAAUAUCGUCCUUUAUGCAGUGUCGUACUUGCAACUCCUCAAACUUGGUUUAAAACGUUCUAUUUGAUAGCUAAACAUUAAUUACAGCAGACUUUGCAAAUGACUCGCGUUAAUUUGGGGGUUUAAAACUGGUAAUGGGUCGUUAUUAGAUUUCAGCCAGAUUGAGGGUUAAAGCUAAAAGCAAUCAAAUGGGUCAAGAAAUCUGGAAUUGUGUGUACAGCAAAACACAAUUUAGUUGACAACUUAGCCAAACAGAAUGCAUACUAUGCAGCUUUGCUUACCUUUUAGUUUUGAUGUGGUGGGGCACUAUUUGACUGUUGCUUCCACGUGGUCCUUGUCCUCGAGGGUUCUUUGCUCGAGAUUGCCGCCCAUUCCAACUGCCAAGACAUGGUUACACAUUCUCAGUGUGCUUGUUAUUGUGUUUGGUGGUCAUUAUGUCAAUUGGUGAUAAUACAGAGAACAUUUAGCAUUUUUCACAGACAGAUUAACUUGGUGUUUUAAUUUCAAACUUAAUAGGUGAGCGGGUACUUUAGAGACCCAACUAUUCAUUAAGGCCAAUCGAACGUCAGCUGCCAACCUUUAGCAUCAUUACGGUGGUCAUUUUUUUAUGUGAUUGCUGAUGGCUAAAGCUAGAGGCACUACUCGAAGCCUUUACUGUGUAAAUAAAGGGGAAGAGUGUUGGCAACCCGCAGCUGCCAGCCACUUCCCUACUCAGUUUCAAAUAUGGGCAAGGUAUAAAUGGCAGUGACGUGAGUGCAGUAGCUUCUAAAAACAGACGUGAUACCAGCAAGAGAGAGAGAGGCGCAACACAACACUUGUACUUUGGGGCCUAAUGUUGUUUUCCUCAAACAAUCUUUUCCUGACGUGAAUCAGCUCUUGUUUUUGUGGAACCCGGAAGAGUGAGGAACACCAUGGAGAACCUGGAGAAGCAGCUAAUUUGCCCGAUAUGCUUGGAGAUGUUUACAAAGCCUGUGGUCAUCCUGCCCUGCCAGCACAACCUGUGCCGAAAAUGCGCCAACGACGUCUUCCAGGCUUCCAACCCAUACCUGCCGACCACCAGGAGCGGCUCGUUGGCGUCCGGCGGCCGCUUCCGGUGUCCGUCCUGUAGGCACGAGGUAGUCCUGGACCGCCACGGCGUCUACGGGCUGCAGCGGAACCUGUUGGUGGAGAAUAUCAUCGACAUGUUUAAGCAGGAAUCCAGCAGCGGCAGCACGCCGGUGCCCGAGCGCAAGGAGGCGGCGGCGCCCAUGUGCGACGUUCACAAGGAUGAGAAGAUCAACAUCUACUGCAUCAGCCACAACGUGCCCACGUGCUCCAUGUGCAAAGUGUUUGGCGCGCACAAGGACUGCGAGGUGCAGCCCAUCAACAGCAUCUACCAGACCAAGAAGUCUGAGCUGAACGACGGCAUCGCCAUGAUGCUGGGCAACAACGACAGGUUGCAGGGCAUCAUCGGUCAACUGGAGGAGGCCUGUCGCGCCAUAGAGGAGAACAGUCGUCGUCAGAAGAAUCUGGUGUGUGAGAAAUUCGACCUGCUUUACACCAUCCUGGAGGACAAGAAACGCGACAUGAGUCUCAAGGUGACUGCCGAGCAAGAGGAGAAGGUCAGCUACAUCAGGAGCCUGACCAGGAAGUACGAAGACCACCUCGAGGAAAGCUGCAAGAUCGUGGAGAAGGGGCUGGAGAUCAUGGGAGAGCAGGAGAUGGCCGUCUUCCUGCAGAAUACAAAACCUCUCCUCAAACAACUAGCAGAAGCAUGUAGCAUGUCUCACCUGGACAAAGUAGAGCGAGGCUACGAGAACAUGGAUCACUUCACUGCCGACUUCCGGCGAGAGCGCGAGAUGUUGGGCAGCAUUGACUUCCUCCAAGGCGAUGACGAGGAGGAGGAUGAGGAAGAGGCGGCGGGCGUGGCGCAAGUGGAGCCGGCGGCGCCCGCGACCUCGGCGGCUAGCACACCCACUGUGUCUUCCGCACCGCUGCUUCCCGCCCCAACUCCGCAGACAAACCCCGUCCCCGCCGUGGCUAAGAGCGUGGUCUCCACCUGAAGCUAAGCCGGGAGAAAACACAAACACUGAACUUUUUGUCCCUGUGCUUUCUGUGCGUCUUUAUCAAUUAUGUAACGUUUAUCAAUAUUUUUACUACUUUAGCACAACACCCUUUUCCAAGGUACCAAGCUAUGUACUUUUCAAUUUUACUAAAAGGUACAGCGGUGCCUUAAGAUACAAGUACAAUUUGUGAUCAUGAUUGAAACUCAAAUUAUGUGUGUUUAUGUGUUGUUUAACACAACAAAUAUCAAAACAAGAGUAAUGACAUAAUUAAAUACAAUGUGAAGAAAUAA